AAUAUAAAGCCGCCUUUAUAUUUUAAGAAUGGAGGUCCCAUGCAAGGCUGUCUACAUAUUUGGGGGACCUUGGCAUUGAAAACCCCUGAUUUAUGGCCUUUAUACAGCGCAUGUCAAUGAGUCUCGCUUUCAUUCGCUUAAAAAAAUAAACAUGGCCGUAGUCUGAAAAGAGUCUAUUACCACUUCCUUUUUAUAUUUCACUGGGUAGAUAAUAAAAAAUGUAUUGAUACAAAUAAUUUAGAGCUCCGAAUGACCGGGACCUACAGUGCGUCAUCGCCAGUGUGAGUCCCCGCCUUCAAUUUCGUGCAUGCCUCAUCUGUCGCCCUCCCUCCUCAAUUCAACAGCGGACAGGCACUUCCUUACUCCUAGUCCUAUAGCUACUCCAUUUUAGCAUUAUCGUCCGUGGUUUCAAGAUUCGAGGACAGUAGCAUAUUAGGCAUUGUGCUGCACCUUCUAAUCUGGCAGUGUUAGUGCACUAUUAAGUCAGGAGUGCUGCUCUGCACGCUAGUCAUUUGUUUUGGGUGGGUUUACAGCGGCUCAUGAGCAGCGCGUGGGAUAUUGCACCCGUGUAAAACAGCUCUUUCGCUUUCACAAUGGCCAGCGACGUGGUCAAAAGAUUCAUUUGCAUUUGUCGAUACCUACAAGACCCUUGCCAUGUCGCCAAGUUCCAGCAACUCUGUGGCGUCCGAGGGACAUUUACGAAAAAAACGGCCGAGACGGUGGAGAGUGAAGCGAAGCGCUCUGUCAACGGUGCGUGCGCGGGGCAACGCCAGAGGGACUGCGCUGCUAGUGGAGAUAACGCACAGGGACAUCUGGGUCAAAGGCUGGGCAAGAGUUUAAAUGCUGGGAAUGUUAAACAAGACGACUGCUCUGGCGAUCUUCUGAACGGACCCACGAUAUCGGGCUCAGACAGGACAGAGGGGCAGCAUGCAGGUUCAGAAGUGGCUGGCGCGAGCGAGAAGGGCUCCAGAGACAGAGUGAAGCCCUUGCGCAGGAACUCGCUGACUGGUGAUGUUGGGCAAGAGUUCAUCAUCGAGAACAAGUUUCUCUUCUGUCUCUUUACCAUCGGUACCGAGCUUGGCAAUGAGAUGUUCUUCAUCGUGUUUUUCCCCUUCUUGAUGUGGAACGUUGAUCCCUAUGUCAGCCGGCAGCUCAUCGUGGUGUGGGCCUGGGUGCUGUUCCUCGGCCAGUCCACGAAAGAUCUGGUCCGAUGGACUCGUCCGGCCUCUCCUCCCGUGGUUAAAGUGGAGGUGUUCUACAACACAGAGUACAGCAUGCCAUCCACACACGCCAUGACUGGAACCGCGAUGCCCUUCUGUCUGUUCAUGCUCACAUGCAGCCGUUGGGAGUACCCGUUCAUGUUUGGACUGAGUGUAGCUCUGUGCUGGAGUCUCCUUGUGUGCACCAGCAGAAUUUAUAUGGGCAUGCACUCAGUGCUGGAGGUGAUCACGGGCUUCCUCUACAGCGUACUCAUCCUGGCAGUCAUUCAACCCAUGCUGGAUGACAUCGACACAUUCUACCUGACCCACAGCUAUGCCCCCUUGGUCGUUCUCCUUGUGCAUGUUGGAUUCAGUUUGGUGGCCUUCUCCCUGGACUCAUGGAGCACCUCCCGUGGCGACACUGCCCAGGCAUUGGCCACAGCUGCUGGAUCUGCCCUGGCAUCCCGUCUGGCCCACCAACUGGGCCUGCAUCCAGAUCCUCCCGAAGAAGCUCUACCGCUCACCCUACCCCUGUUAGACGGAGCCUUAUUGGGGUGCUCGAUAAUGCGGCUCCUGGUGGGAGUGUCCGUGCUUCUAGCUGUUAGAGCUGCCAUGAAGGUGGUGGCGGUCCCGUUGGCGUGCAAGCUCUUCAAUAUUCCCUCGGACGACGUGCGGAAGGCCAGACAACAUGCACAAGUGGAACUCUCCUAUCGGUUUAUAGUCUAUGGCCCCGUGGCCUACGGUUGUGUUUUCCUGGUGCCGCUUCUCUUUGACUUCCUUGGCUUAUCCUGAACUUGCAGAAUCCCUCUCUUCAUCUUUGUUAUCCACUAUUAUAUGGUUUUUAGACAUACUCCCAGAACACGGUUAACUCGUACAUGGCCUGGACUGAUCAAGGUCCAAGUACAAGGACAAACUGAACUUGGAAAAGCCUUGGAAGAGCCACGUAUAAUGCUUUGAUUUUUAAAAUGCACUGUUUUGUUUCGUUUACAGAUUUGAGGACAUUUUUGUUUAGCAUAAGAUCAGACUUGAGUGCAUGACUGAUGUAUUGUUCAAUAGAGGACAAUAUGUCUGCCUCUGAAAUGUUCAAAGCAAGCUCCUCCCAUUUUGAAUGGUAAUGUUUAUAGCCAUUCCGCUCAAGCGGAGAGAUUUCUCAAGAAGGCCUCACAUGUUUUCUCAUGUGUAUCCUGCAUUUGUCUUUCACUGGUUUCCCCUCAGCAGACAGACACCAUCCUGCACCAUUAGUGGAAAAGAGCCAAAGUCUAUUUCGUCUGUGUGACGCAACCAAGUGUAUGCUUCUAGCCAGUCAUUGAGGGCAGAGCAAUUCCUUUAUCAAUAUCUCUGCCGAUAUCUGUUCAUUGCUCACUUCGCCGAAACCCCAGUGCCUUGAUUUUUCAGGGCAAUGUUGUGUCCAAUUAUAUAGAUGUGCUGGUGCAUCAUAAAAAAAAAAUCAGUGAUGCAUUUAAAAAAAAUUGGAUUGGAUUGUGCACUCAAAAAUGUUAUUAACUGUACAUUAAAAAAAAAAAAGUAAAAACUGUGCAUAAAAAAAUAUACAGUAGUUUAAAAAUGUAUUCCCAACAGACUGACGCCCACCCAUCCUGCACUCUUGUGCUGUCGCUCCCUCAAAAAUGUGCUGCAUUGUCUCUUAUGAAAUAGUCUUUGUUUCUAUUUCACCAGAGCUGUCUGCAGUUCUUUCGGUCAGUUUCCAUUGUGGGGAAGCAAACUAAUCCAGGUUAGUUUUUGUCUCACAAUAAGCGGUAAUGCAUUAAGAAAAUGAUGGUAGGGGACCUUCCUGUCAGUAUAAAUGCUGUAUACAUGUACUGCCUAUGGAUGUGUUGCAUAUCAACCCCUAGGAAAAGACCGCUUUGAAUCUUGCAGCAUCUAGCCACUAAAUGAAUUGGACAAUUUUAAGUAUGAAAAUGUCUGAUUGAACAAAAAUCGUCAUGCAAAAUGUCUGCAAAAAUCGUUCCUCACUUUGCUUCCAGUUCUACAUAAUGUUUGGCUAAAGUCAUUAAACUUCAGUUUAUUAAACUGAGCUUUCAUGUGGAGAUGUGUUCUGGGUGUCUCUCCAUGUGUCUGCUGCAUAAAGAGGAUGCAUCGAAAUCAGUGUGGCUUUAUUUAAUGGAUCAGGGAAACCUUAACUGAGCUUGCUUGGUCAUCUUGUCUGAACUCACUGCAGUUUAAAACUGUUUAAAAAAGAUAUGAUUAUUGGCAUGAAAACCUGGCUAAAGGAAAUACAACACGUGUUUUCAGAUUCCAGGAAAUUGUCUGUAUUAAUCUAGAUUGAUAUGUUGUCUGUCAUUGAAGUAGUUCUCUGUACUUGCCGUAUAUUUUUUUGAUGUUUGCCGUUUCACAAGGAACUGUGGUAAAGCUACCUUGUCUUUUGCAACACAACCAAGUGUGAGCUGCUGACCUGUCAUAGAGGGCUUUCUUUCCAAGGCAAUUUUGUCCUCCAACUAGGCACAAGACACCAUAGUUAUCUUUUUGUGAUAUGCGAUGUUAAUUUGCAAAGUGUCAAUAUUGUUUAUGCAGUUGAAUGCUCUUCUUUUUUUUUUUUUUUUAUCUAUGGCAUGUACCUUUUUUUAUUUUUAUUGUAAUUUUUUUUUUUUUUAUGUACUUCAUGUGGAAGUAUUUCUUGCAGGAGUUUUGUUUCGUUACUGGUUUCUGGAACCAUAUUUUGAUGUGACAGAUUUGUUUGAAAUUAUUUACUGAUUUAUCAUAAAAAGGAGUCAGUUUGAUGUUUUAAGGUUUCCCACUUGGAAUUUCAGUAUGAAUGAAGCUUGUACACCCUGCCUGUACUAAGCUUUAAGCUGUUAAUGGUCACACAGACUAUGGGUAUUCUAACCAUAGUCCAUUGCUACCUGUCUGCAGUGUAUGAAAAUACUCAAAUAAAAUAAAAAUAUA
This is a messenger RNA of Myxocyprinus asiaticus (Chinese sucker), 4100 nucleotides long. RefSeq names its product sphingosine-1-phosphate phosphatase 1-like. The record is from RefSeq and is a predicted model, not a curated record. Gene Ontology annotation, molecular function: sphingosine-1-phosphate phosphatase activity. The transcript is spliced from 3 exons. Gene Ontology annotation, biological process: phospholipid dephosphorylation; sphingosine metabolic process. Bases 594 to 1991 code for a protein of 465 amino acids. NCBI's taxonomy places the organism in Eukaryota, Metazoa, Chordata, Actinopteri, Cypriniformes, Catostomidae. Gene Ontology annotation, cellular component: endoplasmic reticulum membrane.